This is a messenger RNA of Drosophila novamexicana, 2150 nucleotides long. It is a transcript of the gene Plzf, whose product is annotated as gastrula zinc finger protein XlCGF46.1. Bases 186 to 1640 code for a protein of 484 amino acids. Gene Ontology annotation, cellular component: nucleus. The transcript is spliced from 2 exons. The record is from RefSeq and is a predicted model, not a curated record. Gene Ontology annotation, molecular function: RNA polymerase II transcription regulatory region sequence-specific DNA binding; protein binding; DNA-binding transcription factor activity, RNA polymerase II-specific. NCBI's taxonomy places the organism in Eukaryota, Metazoa, Arthropoda, Insecta, Diptera, Drosophilidae. Gene Ontology annotation, biological process: regulation of transcription by RNA polymerase II.
ACGUAUAAGUUGAUUAGCGUGUCAUGCAAAGCUUUUAAAUUGCGCGCGUCAAAUGUGAAUGGUUCAUACUGUAACGUUAACAAGCGAAUGUCAAAUUGCAGCAAACAGCUGAUUUUAGCAGCACAUCGACUUGUUUACAAUCUUUGUUAUUGCUUGUAUACACGGAUAAAACAAACUUUAAUGCAAUGCUGCAAACGCCAAUUGUUCAGCCCACCUUGCACCAACCGCUGCAUUCGAAGGUCUCCAACUAUUUAAACAAUCAACGCCGCACGGGACAGUUUUGUGACUUGCAGCUGGAACUAGACUCGGAUGAUGCGUCCUGCACAUGCAGCGUCCACUUUUGCGUGGUGGCCGCUCAAAGCCAGCUCAUUGGCCUCAAACAGCAAAAACAACAACAGUUCUCAAUGCAGAAUCCACUUAAAGUCACUAUUCGCAACUUCAACUGCACCGUGUGCUUGCACACCAUCGUGGACUUCUUCUACGAGGACAUUGUCUCCGUUUCCAAGGAGCACGAGGCGCAUUUUCGCGAGCUGGCUAAGAUACUGUCUGUAACCGAGUUGCUCAAUCUGUACCAAAUAGAACAGGCCAGCGACGUUACCGCGUGCCUGGAGCCAAGUGCCGUUAAGGGCGAUGCGGAGGAUAUUAUGCAGCCUGCUAUAAAGCCGGAUGUUGUUUUUGAAAAUCAACAGAGUUAUUUUAAGCUCAAAAAUCCGCGCGCCGUCAAGUCCAGCAGCAAAAUAAACUACUGCAUUGGCUGCGAUUUCAAGUGCUAUCAGGUGCAGAAGAUGAUUGACCACAUGACUAGCUGUGAGCCCUCGCACCUGACGUGCUCGCUCUGCGAAAUUGGCUUUCUGGAUUGGCGCGAAUAUGAUGCGCAUCUGCGCAGACAUGGCUCCGAUCGGCGCAAGCCCUUCUUUUGCCUGGAGUGCGACAAUCGCUUUAACACUCGGGCUGCUCUGCUCGUCCAUCAGCCCAAGCAUUCAACGGAAACACCGCAUGUCUGCACGCACUGCGGCAAGGCUUUCAAGUGGAAACAGGGCCUUAGCAAUCAUAUGCUGGUCCACAAUCCCGAAAAGCAGAUGCUCUGCGAUGUCUGCGGCUACAGCACCACGCACAUGAAGGCUCUCAAGAGUCACAAGCUCCUGCACACUGGCGAGUUCUUUGCCUGCACUGUCCCUGGCUGCAAGCAUCGUGCGAAUCGCAAGGAGAACAUGAAGCUCCACAUCGAGACACACAAACAGGGGCGCGAUUUCAUCUGUGAGAUUUGCGGCUGCAAGUUUAGUCAGAGCAAGAACCUAAAGCGACAUGCUCUAAAGCAUACCGAAGGCGGCCUCAAUCGCUACAAGUGCCAGUUGUGCGGCUUCAGUAGCCAUCGCUCGGACAAAAUGAAAGAGCAUGUGCAGCGAGUGCAUACGGAAAGAGCGGUACAGCUAGAGCUGCCGGAGACAGUAGACUGCUCGUUUGAAAAUAAAAUGCCCGAUGAUUUUGCGCUGCCGCCCAUGAAUGCCUUGCCAGUGGGAAGUGUCAAGGAUAGCAAUGUCACGGAGACAACUCGACAGAAUCGCAAAAUUACGACAGAUGUGACGACACCAAGUGUAAAACGGUUAAAGACGCUGCUGCCAAAAGAUGCAAUUGAUUAAAGUCGUAGACGUGCAGGAAACUGAGUGCAACCAAUGAAAUAGCAGACUAAACUGAUUUAACUUGGCGUCUGCGCCACUUAGUCAAUUUUAAUAUGCUUAGCUUGGUAAAAAUUGUUCCUGUGACUGUGUUUAAACGAGCGAAUGCCACAAAAUGCUGAUUUAGCAAUCUAAUUGAUGAUAGAGGCAACUAGAGACAACUAGAAAAUAAACUACACGAGAGACGUCGCUAGUACUUAUAUAAAUACUCUAAAAUACAACAAGCGGGAGGACGCCGGCUCAAAUCCUGUAGCAGUAUUAAUUUUUCCUAUUCGUUUAUUAAAUUAACAAUUUAGAUGUCUAUAAACCAACGCUAAUUAAUAGCAGAGCUUAGAAGCUAUUUAAUAAUCAUGCAUACUGUUUAAUAAGCAUACCCAUUUAAACAAAUUUGCGCAGCGUUAAAAAGCUUUGCGAGAACCAAAGAGCAAAAAAGUAAGACUAAAGCAUGGCAAACUGGAUUGAAAGAGAGCGAAA